Brachypodium distachyon (stiff brome) is the source of this 1563-nucleotide messenger RNA. RefSeq lists its product as uncharacterized. Gene Ontology annotation, biological process: protein ubiquitination. Gene Ontology annotation, molecular function: ubiquitin-protein transferase activity; zinc ion binding. Bases 288 to 1139 code for a protein of 283 amino acids. NCBI's taxonomy places the organism in Eukaryota, Viridiplantae, Streptophyta, Magnoliopsida, Poales, Poaceae. Gene Ontology annotation, cellular component: membrane. The transcript is spliced from 8 exons. The record is from RefSeq and is a predicted model, not a curated record.
ACCACGAGCUUCCAUGUCUUGACUUCUUCUUCGGCUCCUCUCCCUCCCCCUUUCCUUGUCUACACGAACCCGAAGGGAAGAAAAAAGGGAAAGGGAAAAUCGCGUGUUGUUUUAGACGACCAAACCGAAGGGCUUGGAGAUCGAGAGGAGGGGAGGAAAGUUUUUCGUGGACUUCACCGACGGGAAGAGAAGAAGAGAGCGGAAGAGUCGUCGUCUUCCUCGUCGCCGCCGGCAAGGAGUUUGAUUUCUCAAGGGGGAUUAAGGAGGGUGCAGGUGAGAGAUUUUGGAUGGGCGACCAUGUUGUGGUGAAUGUGGACGGUUCAGCAAACGGCAAGGAUGGUGGCAUUGCUGAGAAGCCAUCUGAGGCUGUGACUGCUGCGCUGGUGGCUUCGUCAGCGGUUGUGGAUUUGGUCGAUGAGGAUGGUGGGGAGGACGAGCCACUCAUCCAGGCUGCGGAGUGCCGCAUAUGCCAGGAGGAGGACAGCGUCAAGAACCUUGAGAAGCCGUGUAAUUGCAAUGGCAGCUUGAAGUAUGCGCACAGAGCAUGUGUGCAACGCUGGUGCAAUGAGAAAGGAGACAUCAUGUGUGAAAUUUGCCAUGAGCAAUAUAAGCCUGGGUAUACAGCACCACCCCGUGUUCAACCAGAUGAGACGGCCAUAGAUAUAAGUGGUGAUUGGACCAUUACUGGAACUCCUCUGGAUUUGCGUGACCCAAGAAUUCUUGCUGUAGCAGCUGCACAGCGUCGUCUUCUUGAAGCAGAGUAUGAUGAAUAUGGUGGUACCGACGCUAAUGGUGCUGCAUUUUGCCGUUCUGCCGCGCUCAUUCUAAUGGCACUGUUGCUUCUGAGGCAUGCAUUGUCAAUCUCAGACAAUGAAGGAGAUGAUGAUGCUUCUACAAUGUUUUCGCUCUUUCUUCUCCGAGCUGCUGGAUUUCUGCUGCCAUGCUACAUCAUGGCAUGGAUCUUCAGUAUUUUGCAUCGCCGGCGACAGAGAGAGGAAGCGGCCUCAAUUGCGGCAGCAGAGGUAGCAUUCAUCCUGCAAUCAGCCCAGGGCCGUGCCCUUCAGUUCACCAUCGCUCCAGACUCACCUACCACUCCGCAGCAUGAGCCACAGCAGCAGCAGCAGCAGGAGCAGCGAUAGUUAAAAGGACUCAGUAGUUCCACUUGAGCACCGGUACACAUGCACGCAGAAGAGGUAGGUCUGGAUGCCCGUUUUGUUGUUGGUUACUGGCUCGUCAGGAACGCUAGGAAGCUGAUUUCGCUUCCUGUGGCCAGGUGGAAAACCUUGUAACGAGGUCUGUCUUACUCGUCUCGAGCAAUGCGACUGAAGCUGUAUUUCUCCAAGUGUAAUUCAAGAAUUAGUUUAAUGUAAAUUUGAUGUCUAUUACUUUUAUCUUUACAGUGUCGGUGCAACCUAUGUUUAGUGUUACAUUGUGCUGUGCAGUCCUGAGGUGCAAUUAAAAGGAAAGACAUUCGAAGUUCUUAUUGUGUGGUAGAUAUGUAAUCGAUGGAUGCUGAACUAGGAAAUGUUUUUUGAGGCACUGAACUAUGAAAUGUUUGUCGCA